Molecule: messenger RNA, 754 nt
Organism: Drosophila obscura
Lineage: Eukaryota; Metazoa; Arthropoda; Insecta; Diptera; Drosophilidae
Exons: 4
Coding region: 206-754 (182 amino acids)
Source: RefSeq, a predicted model, not a curated record
GCACUCAUGAUCGGUCGAGCGUUUAAAUAUUGAUUGUAUAAACAAGAUCUACUUUUAAACACACAAUAAUUAUAAUGACUUAAUUUGAAAUGCCAAAUAGUAGCCAACAAUCAUUAGUUGGUCAUUUACGAUAAAAGCUUUAUCAGAAGUCUAGCCAAACCAUGUUAGUACAUGUUGUUCUUCAAUAUACAUAAUACAUACGAGUAUGCGCGGAAUGAUGAACACCCAGGCAAAACUCAUUGUGAUGCUAUAUUUAUUCGUAGGGAUCACCUCAAGGGUGGAGUUUACAAACAUCAAAUGCAAUUGCCUGGAUGAGAGAUACUGCAGAAUUGAAGACUGCUAUCUGAAGUCAAUCAACCGGAGCUACAAAUAUAUGUCCGUGAAAGUUAACGUAUGGAAACCUCCAAUUACCAAGCUCUGGGUUAAUUUCGCUUUGUACAAACGAUCCAGUGGAUACAAGCCAUUCCUUUACAACAUAACGCUCGAUGCCUGCAAAUUUGUCAAGAAUCCGAAAUCCAAUCCCGUAGCUGCUUACUUUUAUGCUUUCAUUACCGACUACUCGAAUCUGAACCAUUCGUGCCCCAUUAAUGAUAAUGUUCUUAUUUUGGAUAAGAUGUCUAUAGACUUUGUCAAUCAUCGAAUUACAGCGCUUCUGCCCUUCCCGGAGGGUGACUAUUUGUUGGAAAGCCACUGGUCUCCAGACAACAUCCACAACAAGAUGGUUAUUUUCAAGUUUUAUGUAUCUUUGAUUUGA